Orcinus orca (killer whale) is the source of this 5836-nucleotide messenger RNA. It is a transcript of the gene ALDH8A1, whose product is annotated as aldehyde dehydrogenase 8 family member A1. Gene Ontology annotation, molecular function: retinal dehydrogenase (NAD+) activity. The transcript is spliced from 7 exons. Lineage: Eukaryota; Metazoa; Chordata; Mammalia; Artiodactyla; Delphinidae. The coding region runs from base 849 to 2324 and encodes 491 amino acids. The record is from RefSeq and is a predicted model, not a curated record. Gene Ontology annotation, biological process: retinoic acid metabolic process.
CACGCACUCAUUAGCCCACUGUGUUCCCUUUGCUAUGAGUUGCUUUUCAUAUCCUUUGCUUACCUUUCUAUGAGGUUGUUCAUUUCUCUUACCAAUUUGUAGAACUUCUUAUAUAUAUCAUGGACAUGAGUCCUGGGUGUGUUACAUACAUUGUAUAUAAUUUGGGCUGAUACCGUCAUCUUCAUGGCACAUCUGGGAAGAUGUGGGCUGGGGUGGCAGCCCUGGUUUUAGGAUGGACAGUUCAGCGACAAGGCAGAGAGAAACUGGUGGGUGAUGGAAAGAGAAAGUCUGCCUUCAGCCACCUCUGAGGGUGAGGGCAGUGAUGCCCUGAGGAAAAAGCACAUGAUUUGGAGACAAAAGGACCCUUACCAGCUCUGCAAUUUUGGACAAAUUCACCUCUCCGAGGACAAAAGAAGGGAAGUAAUGACCUUUACGUUCUAUAGGAUUGUGGUGUGGAAUAAAUUAGUAAAUUCAUGUAAAGACCUGCCUCACGGCCUGGCACUUAAUCAAUGUUCGAGCAGUGAAUAUAGUGUGAAUCCAAUAAAAUAAUACACACAGAUGCCUUUGGACCAUUUUAAAGGGCCAUGAACACAUAAGCAGAUGUUACUUUAACAUAUUAUUAUCCAUUUCUCACAACGUACUGGACAGCUGUGAAAUAUUUGGGAACUCUCUUCAUUCGGAGUUUAGACACUGAAAUACUCUCGGAGAAUGUCACGUCACCUCCCACUUUCACUGAUUGGCAGAUGGGGUCACUGGGGCUGGAAGUGAGGAGGAGACUUAAGUCAGGAGUCGGGAGAGCGGGGGGGGGGGGAUAACCUUCCUGAGCAACGCAAAGGGGAAGGGCAGGCAUGUCCUUUCCUAUGGCUGGAACAAGGGCCCUUUUGAUGCUGGAAAAUUUCAUAGAUGGGAAAUUUUUACCUUGUAGCUCAUACCUAGAUUCCUACGAUCCCGCUACAGGGGAAGUGUACUGCCGAGUGCCGAACAGUGGAAAAGAAGAGAUCGAAGCCGCGGUGGAGGCCGCCAGAGCAGCUUUUCCGGGCUGGUCCUCCCGGAGCCCCCAGGAGCGCUCGCAGGUGCUGCAGCGGCUGGCGGAUUUGCUGGAACAGUCCCUGGAGGAGCUGGCCCAGGCUGAAUCCAGGGACCAAGGGAAAACCCUAACCCUGGCGAGAACCAUGGACAUUCCCCGGUCUGUACAGAACUUCCGGUUCUUCGCUUCCUCCAUCCUGCACCACACGUCCGAGUGCACACAGAUGGACCACCUGGGCUGUCUCCACUACACGGUUCGGACCCCCGUGGGCAUCGCUGGUCUGAUCAGUCCCUGGAAUCUGCCCCUCUACUUGCUGACCUGGAAGCUGGCUCCAGCGAUCGCUGCUGGCAACACUGUGAUAGCCAAGCCCAGCGAGCUGACUUCUGUGACUGCGUGGAUGAUGUGCAAACUCCUGGAGAAAGCAGGUGUUCCACCAGGUGUUGUAAAUAUUGUGUUUGGAAUGGGAUCCAGGGUAGGCGAGGCGCUGGUGUCCCACCCAGAGGUGCCCCUCAUCUCCUUCACUGGGAGCCAGCCCACGGCCGAGCGGAUCACACAGCUGAGUGCUCCCCACUGCAAGAAGCUCUCGCUGGAGCUGGGGGGCAAGAACCCUGCCAUCAUCUUUGAAGAUGCCAACCUGGAGGAGUGUGUUCCGACCACAGUCAGGUCCAGCUUUGCCAACCAGGGUGAAAUUUGCCUCUGCACCAGCAGGAUCUUUGUCCAGAAGAGCAUCUAUAGUGAAUUUUUAAAGAGGUUUGUAGAAGCUACCAGAAUGUGGAAAGUUGGCAUUCCCUCUGACCCAUCAGCCGACAUGGGAGCUCUGAUCAGUAAAGCUCAUUUGGAGAAAGUCAGAAGUUACAUCAAGAAAGCUCGCAUGGAAGGGGCCCAAAUUCUGUGCGGAGAGGGAGUGGAUAAGUUAAACCUCCCCCUCAGGAAUCGAGCAGGGUACUUCAUGCUUCCCACGGUGAUAACAGACAUUAAGGACGAGUCCUGCUGCAUGAAGGAAGAGAUAUUUGGUCCGGUGACGUGUGUCAUCCCCUUUGAUAGUGAAGAGGAAGUGAUUCAAAGAGCCAACAGUGUUAAAUAUGGACUGGCCGCCACGGUGUGGUCAGGCAACGUGGGGCGUGUCCACCGGGUGGCCAAGAAGUUACAGUCAGGCUUGGUCUGGACCAACUGCUGGCUCAUCAGAGAGCUGAACCUGCCUUUCGGGGGGAUGAAGAGUUCUGGUGUGGGUAGAGAAGGAGCCAAGGACUCUUAUGAAUUCUUCACUGAAAUCAAAACCAUCACCAUUAAACACUGACCUUGGCCAUUGGAGAAGCUGUUACAGUUGACGCCUGGCUGCAGAGAGAAUCAGUCAUCCAGUGUGGUGAACGGAAUUCCUGGCAUAAAUUUCAGCCACGUCUUGACUCAGCAGAAGGUUAUCUCUAUAGCUUAUCCUCUGUACUUAGUAUUUUUACCCUCUGGUGAAGAGAUGCUAUCUCUUUUCAGUGAAGAGUUGAAGAAUAGGAAGGCACAAAAAGGAAGCCAGGCAAUGAUCAGGCUCCUCGUAACUUGUGUCUUCAUAGUAUUUUUUCAUCAUUUUGAUAAAAUUCUUGGAAAUUCACAGACAACCAGAUUUAUUUUUUUCAUUUGCAAGUAUACGGUAAAAAUAAAAAAAAUAAUCUACAAAGCCAAGAGAAAUCACCGUAAUUUCUACCUUUGGGGAGAUUGUAGAGGUUGUCUCCCCAUCCAUCAGACACGGGCAUGGCUCACUGGUAAUUGACUGUACCUCAUUAUGCAAGGGGGCCGUGAACGUUGAUGAUGUACUUUACGUGGGGUUUGUCAGAGCAGGCAUAUGUGGUAGGUCUCGCUAAAUAUAUCUGUAUAAGGACAAAGAAGAAUAAAAUAACUACUACUUUUGGAGGAAACUUAGAACAAGGAGAGUUUGAUCCAUUCCUACUAUGGAGACUAAUCAAUUCCAAUUCUUAGCGUAUGUAUCUCAGGAGACUUAAAAUUUACUAAUCCUAAAGGGAGCAAUAAAUGUUAAGCAAUUUUAGUAAGCAGUAUGGCAUACACCUUGUUUAUGAAUUGUCUUUUAUUCAUCCUUAGCCUCAUCCUCUUAGGAGCAUGGACCUUUUACUAAGUAACAGUGGUAUAUCUAGCACUUGUUUCCUGAAUCCCCCAAUAGUCAGAGGAGAAAUCUGAGGUUUACAGAGAUUGAGUAGCAUGUUCAAGGUCACACAAAUGGUGUGGGGCAGAGGAAGGAUUUGAACCCGGGGCUCUCAGACUCCAUACCCUAGGAUCUCUGGCCAUUUCGCGCUUACCUUGGGUUGUGCUUCAGAAGCAGCGAAGUCCUUAUGGUUCAUGGAACACAUCGUGUUGGGUGUCCCCUCUGUGUCUCCCUCCUGCUUUGCCUCUCCUCCCCCCUACCCCUUUUCUCCUACCUCACUCCACUCAGUCAUGCAACCCAAUCCAUGAAGCCAGGAAUUCCUCCAGUACAGCCCUUUCCAUGCUGACUGAAACGAUCUGUUUGCAUGUCUCAUUUCCUGAUGGGACAGGAGUUGCUGAAGGUCAACGCAGGUGUUAUUCCCCUUUGAAGACUCGGUUCACAGCCCAGUGCCUUGCACACAGAAGAUGCUCAAAAUGAGUUAUGGGAUGGAAUGAGGUCUUCCUGGGGCACUGGGGUAUUUGUUGCGUGGCGAUUGGGGGUUUGGGUCAGGGGGUGCAGAAUAAUCUUUAUACUUCUGUGUAGAACUUGGCAUAUGUUGGCUUGUUUACAAAUGCUGAAAAAUAUAAGUCCCUCUGAGGUCAAGUGAUGGGUGUCGGAUCGUACCUGGUUCUUAGCUUCUGCCUCCUCUCCCCUCUCCUUUCCUUGCUUUCCCUCUUCCCCGGCUGAGGUUCCUUGACCUUGAUCAGAUAAGUCUAGGACAAGUUCUGAGUGUCAGCAGGAAGAAAUUCAGUAGCUCCAGUGUCUAAGAAUUUGCAUCUUCACUCUUGUAGUUGGUCUGAUCCAAGCUCAUCCUUAUUUCUAAGACCUAAGCCCUAUUUUGAUUCCAAAUUCUGGCAACUGAACCUCUUAGCUCCCAGUGCCUGAAUACCCAUCUCCCACCACACUGGUUUUCUGUCCAGGAGACUGUUCUCUCUAGGAUUUGGAGUCAGCCCUGCUCUUGUCACUUCUUUCCUGGGCUCUGGAUCCCACCUUGUGGAGGGGCCUGCUUCCUACUGACACAUUCUGGAUGCCAUUUCCCUGUAUCUGUGUCUCUUUGGGUCUCUAGAAGCUCCUGUGGGCUCACGUGUCAGUUUCAUGGAUGCAGAUUUGACCAAAUGCUGUUCUCCCUCAACUCACCACUGCCUUAGUUCUCAGUUCAAACCAUUGGCUACAGUGUCUUAGCGCCCCAGUUAGAUUUUUCCUCAUCUGUUCUAUCCCAACCAAGUGGGUGAGUUUAGUCCUAAGACCUUACCCGUCCCUGGCCAUCUCAUACUGUCUCAGGCCCCACAUCAGCUAAGGGUGCCAUUUGGGUCUGUGCCUACCCCACUACAGAGUCCCACCACAGUGGUACCUCUGUGGCCGUGGGGCUGUGCUCAGAACUGAAGUAAAGAGAAUCAGGAGAGAUGGUCACAAGGGUUUCAACUAUAUUUGUAACAUUUUAUUUCUAAGCUGGAUAAUGGGCACUUGGGCAUUUACUAUACUAUUUCCUAAGUAGGAAAUACUUAUAUAGCAAAGGGAGAGUGGCUGAUGUGGAAGACAACCUGGAGCAUGCCCAGGAGAGUGCUGAGCAGAGGCGGAGCCACGCCAGCCUCCGAGGGCCUGGGCCCAGGCAGCAGGGAUGGAGAGCAGGAGCUGAAGGGCAGCAACAAGGACCCUGCGGAGCAGCACUUCUCAGAUUUUGAUGUGCUUCUGGUUCACCGAGGACUCUUGUUAAAAUGCAGACUCAGAUUCAGCAGGUCUGGGGUGGGACCUGAUUACACUUUCAGCAUGGAAGGACUUAGAAGACACCUUGUGAAACACGGGUGCAGGUGUCUCCCCACUCCCCAGGUCCCUGGAGCAGCUGGCUGCAGCAUCUGCCCCUCCUAGAGACAAAGGAAGUGCUCAAAAACCAGGGUAGAAGAGCUUCCUGGGGAGGCCUCCUGUAUGGCUGUUGGCACAAAGCGGGAGAUAACUCAGGCCCUUCGCAUGCAACUCAGAGGAGGUGGAAGGAAAGGCAACUCCACCUAAGGGUGAGAUCCACCGAAGAGUGUCACCAUCUGUGAUAAAGUCCGCCUCACUUCGAAGGUUAUGAGGAUACAAGCUGAACUGUCCGAAUACCCUAGAAAGAAGCCUGUCUCUGACCCUCUCACACAUGGAACUGUACAGUUAGUCCCCCACUCAGUGAUGGGUCUUAUGGGUAAACUGCUUUUCCAAACUGCAAAGAAUAACUUUGCCAACUACCUAUAAUAACCAACCAACAUACUUUCUUAUUAAAAAAAUAUUACUGACCAAUCAAGGAUCAUCAAAUAUUUGGUAAAAGAGAAAUGUCAAGAUGUGUGAAAGAGUGACUGACCACAGGAGAAACAGAUAAAAGAAAGAAGACAAGAAAAAGUGAACUAGCAUCUUCAGAGUGGUUUGAGGCAAUAGUGGGUUCCCACAAAAGAAGAGGCUACUAUGAAAAAGGAGCAGGCAGGGCUUCCCUGGUGGCGCAGUGGUUGAGAGUCUGCCUGCUGAUGCAGGGGACACGGGUUCGUGCCCCGGUCCGGGAGGAUCCUGCAUGCCACAGAGCGGCUGGGCCCGUGAGCCAUGGCCGCUGAGCCUGUGCGUCCGGAGCCUGUGCUCCGCAAUGGGAGAGGCCACAACAG